UUGCAUCAUUUGCGACCAAUGAAGAUAUAGAAAUGUUCUCUCAUUUUAGUGCAUGUAAUUUGAAAUGAUAAGGACAGUAUUCCAAGCUGGUAAGAACUUCGUGGCUUUUCAUCGCCUUCCCGCGGACAUUAGUGCUCGCUCAUUAGUGCACUACAAUUUAGGUGCAGCGAGAAAACGCUUCCACGCUGAGAGUCAGUCCGAACACAGAAUGGCGGAAGCAAAGAAGGCUGGAGCCGCGAUUGGGGCAGAGCUUGAGGCAGCAAAGGCAGAGAUCGCUCGGUUGAAGAGUGAUCCAGAUACUCCCAAAGAGCAGAUUGCAGCACUAUCGAAGAAAAUCAAGUAUCUUCAGAAGGAGCAAGUGGAGAGAGAAAAGUCACAAUUUGUUGUGAAAACAGCCAAGGGCACGCGUGACUAUGGCCCAGUUCAGAUGGCAAUCCGGCAGAAGGUGUUUGGAAAAAUCGAGAGCGUGUUCAAAGCUCACGGUGCAGUUACGAUUGACACGCCGACAUUUGAACUCCGGGAUAUCCUGUGUGGCAAGUAUGGAGAAGACUCCAAGCUGAUCUACGACUUAGCCGACCAAGGUGGCGAGCUGUGCUCUCUACGCUACGACUUGACAGUCCCGUUCGCACGCUACGUCGCCCUGACCUCCGGCACCAAGAUCAAGCGCUACCAGAUUGCCAAGGUGUAUCGCCGUGACCAGCCGCGCAUGACCAAGGGCCGCUAUCGCGAGUUCUACCAGUGUGAUUUUGACAUUGCCGGCGACUACGAUCCCAUGAUCCCCGACACAGAAGUACUGCGCGUCGUGUAUGAAAUCAUCGGUGGCCUGGAUCUCGGCGAUUUUGUCAUCAAGAUUAAUCACAGAAAGGUUCUUGAUGGCAUGUUGGAGGUGUGUGGUGUGCAGAAGAAGAAAAUCCGCGGUACCUGCUCUUGUAUCGACAAGCUGGAUAAGGCUCCUUGGGAAGAGGUUCGCAAGGAGAUGAUCGAGGAGAAGGGCCUAGCGCCCGAGGUAGCAGAUCGUAUCGGCGAAUAUGUACAGUUAAAAGGUGGUGACGACCUCCUGGCCAGGCUAAAGAGCGACGAGAAACUCUCCAAGAACAAGUCGGCUCGCCAAGGCCUACAGGACAUGGAGCUGCUCUUUGGCUACAUCAAGGACUUUGGAAUCAUGCACAGAAUUUCGUUCGACAUGAGCUUAGCGCGUGGUCUCGAUUACUACACCGGCCUCAUCUACGAGUGCAUUCUAGUCGGCGAGCAGGCUCUUCUGACAGAUGUUCCAGAGCUGGACGCCGGGGUUGGCCCCAGUGCCGAUGCAGCAACAGCAGCAGCUGCGCCAGCUGCUGACGCAGCGGCCACACCAGCUGCCGACGCAACAGCUGCACCAGCUGCAAGCGAGGAUGCUAGCGAAGAAGGCAUGCCAGUUGGUGUGGGCUCCAUUUCCGGUGGUGGUCGCUACGACAACCUUGUUGGACUGUAUUCUGGCUCUCAGGUCCCCUGCGUCGGUGUCAGUAUCGGCAUUGAGCGCGUCUUCUCUAUCUUGGAAGCCAAGGAGCAUGCCAAGCUGCAGGAGGCCAAGGCGAAGGGCGAGCGCUACAUCAUCCGCAAGCGCGAGACCGAGGUGUACGUGGCGUCGGCCGAGAAGAACAUGACCGGCGAGCGCACCAAGCUCUGCUGCACGCUCUGGGACGCCGGCAUCAAGGCCGAGCUGGCCUAUAGGAAGAACCCGAGGAUGCUCGACCAGAUGCAGUACUGCGAGGCCGAAGGCAUUCCGCUGGCUCUGAUCAUCGGCUCACGGGAGCUGGAAAACGACGAGGUGUCGCUCAGAGUGGUCGACACGCGCGAGCAGAUUGCUGUGAAGCGUGGCGACCUACUGGACGAAGUGCGCAAACAGCUGGCCAGGCUGUGAACAUGGUGCAACACAUGUCCCACCAACUCCACCGCCACCAUCACCAGUGUUGAGGAAUCUGAAGUACGGCGCUCACACUAUACCGUCAAUAUUUCUCUAUAAUUUUUGGCACGUUUUCCACUGGUUAUGGUCGUGACUAACAAAAUACAUGCAGGCGAAUAUUUAUUGCCCGUGCCAAAAACGCCAGCAGGAUUCAUAAAAUAUUAGAAACAUUUUCUUACCAUCAUGCAGCACAUGUAGGUCGAUGUUGUGUAGUUGAAAGAGAAUUGCCGUGUGGAA
Sycon ciliatum is the source of this 2179-nucleotide messenger RNA. Its product is annotated as histidine--tRNA ligase-like. Gene Ontology annotation, biological process: histidyl-tRNA aminoacylation; mitochondrial translation. The transcript is spliced from 15 exons. Bases 65 to 1900 code for a protein of 611 amino acids. NCBI's taxonomy places the organism in Eukaryota, Metazoa, Porifera, Calcarea, Leucosolenida, Sycettidae. Gene Ontology annotation, molecular function: RNA binding; histidine-tRNA ligase activity. Gene Ontology annotation, cellular component: cytosol; mitochondrion. The record is from RefSeq and is a predicted model, not a curated record.